AUGGGCGUCGGCACAUCGAACCUCGAUGGCCUCAGCGUGGAGCAGGUGCUGCACCAGAUCGCCGAGUACCUGCAGAGCCGCAACAUGACGGUGCAGGACGCCUUCCAGUUCCUGGACCAGGACAUGUCGGGCAGGAUCUCGCUGCAGGAGUUCUUACGUGGAGUGCGGUGCUGCCUCGGGGACGCAUACGCGCCGACGGUCAACGACCAUACUCUGGUGCGGAAUUUUUGGGCAGCCGUGUACAGCGGAACAUCGGCCGUGUUGGUCAUGGCGGACCGCUACCUCAUCACCAAGGACACCGUUGCCGAGGGCGCCGUGGUGCCCGAGAUGGUCAAGAUGAAGCUGGAGCGCAACGCGGCGCUGGCGGAGGAGAAGCAGAAGGCCGCCGCGGUCAGGAAGGUCGAGCGGGCGGGGCGCCGGCACGAGCUGAAGAUGCGCACGCUGAAGUACGAGAAGGAGUACGCCUCGCACACCCGCAAGCUCGUGGCGCUGCGUCGUCAGGCCAAGGCAGCGGGCAACUUCUUCGUGGAGCCCGAGGCCAAGCUGCUGUUCGUCGUCCGGAUCGUGGGCAUCAUCAAGUUGAGCCCCAAGCCGCGCAAGGUGCUGCAGCUCCUGCGCCUGAAGCAGCUGCACAACGGAGUCUUCCUCAAGGUGAACAAGCCGAUCCUCAACAUGCUGAAGUUGGUGCAGCCGUACGUCACGUACGGCUACCCCACGCUUAAGACCGUGAGGGAGCUGGUAUACAAGCGCGGUUUCGGCAAGGUCAACAAGCAGCGCAUCCCGCUCUCAGAUAACGAGAUCAUCGCCAGCAACCUCGGAGAGAAGGACAUCAACGGCAUCGAGGAUCUCAUCCACGAGAUCUACACCGUCGGACCCAGCUUCAAGCAGGCCUCCAACUUCCUGUGGCCCUUCAAGCUCUCCGCCCCGAAGGGCGGCUUCGAGAAGAAGCGCCACGGCUUCUGCGAGCAGCGCGGCGGCGCGUGGGGCAACCGCGAGGAUCUCAUCAACGAGCUCGUCUCGCGCAUGAACUGA
Molecule: messenger RNA, 1032 nt
Organism: Prorocentrum cordatum
Lineage: Eukaryota; Dinophyceae; Prorocentrales; Prorocentraceae
Source: the annotation of a GenBank genome assembly